UCUCAACGACAUUAGAAAAAAAAGAAAAAAGUACUUCUGCCCCAAACCACUCUUUAAUUUCCUUCACAUUUCUCUAAACAGAAGCCAAUACUGAAAACGACUUCUACCAAGAACACGUUAUUCCUCGCUAAUAUCUCUCUCUCUCUCUCUCUCUCUCUCUCUGAAAUGGCUUCCAAUCUCUCCCAAACGGGUCAAACCACUAGUUUGUAACUGCAAAAGGUUUCCGGUCCUCUCUCUCUCUCUCUCUGAUGUCUUCCAACAAGAAAAAGCUCAUCAGAACCAUAUUUACAUCCAAUGCAGGCUGUGGCUGUAGCAGAACAAAACCGUCGGAUGUAUUUCAGCCGACGGCAAAGCCUCGGAAAAUCACCGCCGACGAGAACCCAAAUCCUUGCGUUUCCUCCUCGAGCUCCUGCGACAGGAACGGCGGGCUUUCAGUUGACGAAGAAGAUUUCACCUCCCCAACCACAAUCUCCGAAUCCGAAACCGAUCCAAAGAGUUCGAAGAUUCCGACGCCGUGCCCAAAAAUCAGCGACAGCAUCGCCGUGGAGAAGGACUCGAGCGACCCUUAUCAAGAUUUCCGGCAUUCAAUGCUUCAGAUGAUCUUGAAGAAAGAGAUAUACUCGAAAGAUGAUCUUCGAGAGCUUCUUGAUUGCUUUCUUCGGCUGAAUUCGCCUUGCCACCAUGACGUCAUCGUUAAAGCUUUCAAGGAGAUCUGGGAUGAGGUUCUCUCCGAUAGGCUGAUGCUGCAGAAACCGUCGAGAUCGACCAUGUGAAUGAAUCGUAGGUGGUUUUGGCACGUGUGAGAGCCAUGGGAGGUCAUUGAAUUCGCACGUGGAAGGAAGCUGCAUGGGAAGGUAACCAGUACCCACUUCAUUAGUCAUCAAUAGAUGGGCUUCGAUACUGCUCCAAAAUUAAAGCAUGGCAGGAGAUGAGCUAUAUUGUGGCGGUGGCCUCGAAAUUAAUAAUUAUAUAUUGAAAGGGGAAGAGUUUUUAAUUUCUCUCUGCUCAGUAAAGGUCAUAAUCUUUUUU
Messenger RNA from Alnus glutinosa, 1029 nucleotides. RefSeq names its product transcription repressor OFP8-like. Bases 249 to 773 code for a protein of 174 amino acids. Gene Ontology annotation, biological process: negative regulation of DNA-templated transcription. Lineage: Eukaryota; Viridiplantae; Streptophyta; Magnoliopsida; Fagales; Betulaceae. The transcript has a single exon. The record is from RefSeq and is a predicted model, not a curated record.